Molecule: messenger RNA, 202 nt
Organism: Sphaeroforma arctica JP610
Lineage: Eukaryota; Ichthyosporea; Ichthyophonida
Exons: 1
Source: RefSeq, a predicted model, not a curated record
UGACUGAUACCACACUGCACCGUGCACGGACAGAUGAAUCGGACAUGAGUGAGCUGGAUGAGUUUGAUUUAGAGGAUACCUUAUCCUUGGGCGAGGAGACGAUCGGUGCUGAUGAGCCUAAGGCCAAAAAGAAGUUGCUCACCACAAACGUGCACGUGCUGUUCUAUAGUAGGCACGGAUUCUACAAGAAGAAGUUUUACAA